GGAAGGGCGCGACGCCACGCCCGCCCGGCCCUCGCUGAUGGAUGAUCUGGCCGUCUCGGACGAUUCCUCGGACUCGGACUCGGCUCCCAGCUCGCAGAACUCGUCCUCGUCGUCCUCGUCGUCCUCCUCCGGUGCCUCGUCCUCUUCCUCCGCUUCCGGUGCCCCAUCACCUCCGUCGUCGUCGAGCGUCUCGCCAGCGGUGGGCAGUGCGUCUGGCACCGCGCCGCCUGCCUCGCCUCACGUGGUGCGCCCGAUGGACGCGUCUGGCGAGCCGCUGCCCUGGAACCGCACCAACGACCCGCUGGGUAUCGGGUUUGCGGCCGAGCUGCUGUACCGGCCGCCGGAGCGCGGGCCGGGCUCCCCCAACGUCAGCUACUGCGUCCUCUGCUGGGACGGCGGCGACCUGGUGCUCUGUGACUACUGCGAGCGGGCCUUCCACCGCGACUGCUACGUCGGCGAGGUCGAGGACGACGCGGAAGGCCAGUGGCGGUGCCUGCUGUGUUCGGAGCCACCACGGCUGGCCGGGCCGGACCGCCCCCGCCCUGAGCGGCUCCUGGCCUCCGCCGACCUCCUCAUGGCACGCCGCCUGCUGCUCGAGCUGUAUGCCGCCUAUUAUCCUUGCCUCUACUUCAGAAGCCGCAGUAACUUGGAGCUACUGCCAGAGUGGAGGAAACUCAAGGACCCUAUCUGCCUGGACGACAUCAAGGAGCGCGCUUGA
This is a messenger RNA of Pollicipes pollicipes, 718 nucleotides long. RefSeq names its product chromodomain-helicase-DNA-binding protein Mi-2 homolog. Lineage: Eukaryota; Metazoa; Arthropoda; Thecostraca; Pollicipedomorpha; Pollicipedidae. Gene Ontology annotation, cellular component: nucleus. Gene Ontology annotation, molecular function: DNA-binding transcription factor activity, RNA polymerase II-specific. Bases 38 to 718 code for a protein of 226 amino acids. The record is from RefSeq and is a predicted model, not a curated record. The transcript has 4 exons. Gene Ontology annotation, biological process: regulation of transcription by RNA polymerase II.